Messenger RNA from Aspergillus puulaauensis, 870 nucleotides. It is a transcript of the gene echA, whose product is annotated as enoyl-CoA hydratase echA. Gene Ontology annotation, cellular component: mitochondrion. The coding region runs from base 1 to 870 and encodes 289 amino acids. Gene Ontology annotation, biological process: fatty acid beta-oxidation. Lineage: Eukaryota; Fungi; Ascomycota; Eurotiomycetes; Eurotiales; Aspergillaceae. The record is from RefSeq and is a predicted model, not a curated record. The transcript has 4 exons. Gene Ontology annotation, molecular function: enoyl-CoA hydratase activity.
AUGUUCGCCCGUCAAGCUCCCCGAUUCUUCUCUGCGCGAACUACAACCUACUUCGCCCGCGUCCGCCUAUACUCUUCCGCUUCUCCGAGCUAUGAGCACAUCCUCACCUCAAUCCCGAAGCCAGGAGUUGGCCUGAUUACCCUCAACCGCCCCAAAGCCCUCAACGCCCUCUCCAGCCCACUCUUCAAAGAACUCAACGAUGCGCUCUCCAAAUACGAUGAAAGCAAGGACAUCGGCGCUAUCGUCAUCACCGGGAGCGAGAAAGCCUUUGCCGCCGGCGCCGACAUCAAAGAAAUGGCCCCCCUAACCUUCUCCGCCGCCUAUAGUAACAACUUCAUAGCCCCAUGGUCGCACCUCGCAACUUCAAUCCGCAAGCCCGUCAUUGCCGCUGUGUCCGGCUACGCCCUUGGCGGUGGCUGCGAACUCGCUCUGAUGUGCGAUGUCAUCUACUGCACGUCCUCGGCCACUUUCGGACAGCCCGAAAUAAAGCUUGGCGUUAUCCCCGGUGCGGGGGGGUCGCAACGUCUCACGGCUGCUGUGGGGAAGAGUAAGGCGAUGGAAUUGAUUUUGACAGGGAAUAACUUUAGUGGAAAGGAGGCCGGAGAAUGGGGUGUUGCGGCUAAGGUUGUUGAAGGUGGGAAGGAUGAAUUGCUUGGAGAGGCGCUCAAGACGGCGGAGAAGAUCGCGGGAUACAGUCAGGUUGCGACUGUUGCGGCGAAGGAGGUUGUGAAUAAGAGCCAGGAAUUGGGAGUGAGGGAGGGAGUGGAAUAUGAGCGGAGAUUGUUCCAUGGGCUGUUUGGAAGUCAGGAUCAGAAGAUUGGUAUGACUGCGUUCGCGGAGAAGAGGAAGCCUGAAUGGUCGAACGAGUAA